Microcebus murinus (gray mouse lemur) is the source of this 666-nucleotide messenger RNA. RefSeq names its product putative protein ARB2BP. Gene Ontology annotation, biological process: regulatory ncRNA-mediated heterochromatin formation. The record is from RefSeq and is a predicted model, not a curated record. Lineage: Eukaryota; Metazoa; Chordata; Mammalia; Primates; Cheirogaleidae. Gene Ontology annotation, cellular component: nucleus. Gene Ontology annotation, molecular function: siRNA binding.
AUGGCAUUGCAGGCACAUUAUGAUGUAAUUGUGCUAAACCCCAAUGACAGUUUUAUGGACCUAAAUACAGAAAAAGAGUGGAAUGGGCCUUUAACACAAAAUAAAAAUAUUGAGUCCUCUUCCCAAAAAAUGACUCAAGCUGAGAGCUUUCUCUCUCUUAAGCAUCCUCCCCAAUGCAUUCCAAAAAGAUACAGCAACACCCCUGAAGAACACAUGGCUUACAUAUGGGAUUACUUCAUUUCAAAGACUGAAGGCAAGGAUGUUGCCUUCAUUGUACAUGGUUAUGGAGGCUUGGUUUUCAUGGACUUACUUGUUAGUAGAAAGUGGGAAGUCAUGAGCAAAGUAUACGCUGUUGCGCUUAUUGACUCUGAACAUCAUGUAGGACACCAGCUGGGAAGUGACGUACAAUUAUUAGCAUGGAUAAAGCACCACUGCCGGGAAUGGGUGACAAGUCCUAAGCCUUUGGAUAAACCUGAAGCUACCGUUUUGAAAAAGGAGUUUCCUACGGUUUCUGCUGGCACAGAAAAAUACAACUUAGCCCCUUCCUCUAGCCUUCAGUCCAUUUUUAAAUACUUUAAAAAAGCUUUGAAAGCCAAAGCAACUGUUAAUUUCUCACAAAUGCCAGUAGUAACUAGAAGCUCCACAAAAAGAAAGCAAAAUGCUUAA